Diaporthe citri is the source of this 522-nucleotide messenger RNA. RefSeq lists its product as uncharacterized. The transcript has a single exon. NCBI's taxonomy places the organism in Eukaryota, Fungi, Ascomycota, Sordariomycetes, Diaporthales, Diaporthaceae. The record is from RefSeq and is a predicted model, not a curated record. The coding region runs from base 1 to 522 and encodes 173 amino acids. Gene Ontology annotation, molecular function: protein dimerization activity; DNA binding.
AUGGAGAAAAGGCGAGGUUUCAAGGAUGCUAAAAAGGGGUUUGUCAAUCGGCGGAACGGAAUCAUGAAGAAGGCAAACACACUUCAUCGUCUUACGGGGGCCCACAUUGCCAUCCUUGUUGAAUUCAACGGGGCAGUUUACUCAUACCAAUCCGACAAUCGUUUUUCAGCAGCUGUCAACAACUUUGAAGCCAAACGACAGUACGGCCCAGACAACUUCGACACCGUUGCCGACAGGGGCGGGCCGAAGGCUUCAUGUAGCCCUGACCCACAAAACCAGAUAGCCGCAUCCUCACUUGCUUCCAAUCCGCCGCCUUUAUCUCCUCCCUCCUGUUUUCCCUCGGUUAUGAAAAAACCAGCCAUAUCAUUAGGAAACACCUCAUCCGACACUACCUGUUUGCCGUCCUCUACUUCCCUCCACCAGCAGUCAAGCGAAACCGAGGAUUGCACAGCUAGGAUAAAGAUGGGAUUUGCGGGGCACCAGCGUAAAUCAGUUUAUCCGCUCGCUGCUGACUUCUUCUAA